Messenger RNA from Cuscuta epithymum, 1812 nucleotides. NCBI's taxonomy places the organism in Eukaryota, Viridiplantae, Streptophyta, Magnoliopsida, Solanales, Convolvulaceae. The record is from the annotation of a GenBank genome assembly.
AGUGAGUCAUAGCUAGAGUCCUCAUAGGACUCACCUAGACGUUAGGGGGCGAAGUAGCAGCAACCCAAGCUUAUUAGUGCUAUAACCACUCACAUUUCUUCUCUAACUCUCACUUGGGAUGGGAAAUUCCAAAACUUCCCUGAAAAUGAAGGACAAGGUGCUGUACUUGCCGGCGGUUUCUCUGAAGCAUUUGCUGGCGGUCUCGGUUGCGCUGAAUGUGGCGUUGGUUCUUAAACUCCUGCACGACGGAGAUGAAAUGGUUGGGUGGUUCACGGCAGAGGAGACGGCGGCGGGAGCUUCAGCAAGUGCACAUCCGGAGACAACCUCUGCCGUUUCUUCUUCUAGUCUGCAGCAAGAAUUCAUCAAUCUUGACCAUGGUGAUCCAACCAUGUAUGAGAGCUACUGGAAACAGAUGGGUGAGAAGACCACAGUUGUGUUUACUGGUUGGCAAUCUAUUAGUUACUUUUCAGAUGGUGGAAACCUUUGCUGGUUCAUGGAGCCAGAUUUUGCAAAUGCAGUGAAGAGAUUGCACAAUGUAGUCGGAAAUGCUGCCACUGAGAAGUAUCAUAUCGUUGUCGGAACAGGAUCUACUCAACUCUACCAGGCGGUUUUAUAUGCUCUAUGCCCGCCCGACACCCCCGAACCUAUAAGUGUUGUGUCGGCCGCACCUUUUUAUUCACACUAUCCAAUGGCAACCGAUUGCGUGAAGUCCGGGCUCCAUAAGUGGGAAGGAGAUGCCAGUACAUUUAACAAGAACAGCAAGCCUUACGUGGAGCUGGUGACAUCACCCAACAAUCCAGAUGGAUCAACAAGACAAGCUGUUGUAAAUGGAUCUGGACUGUUAGUUCAUGACCUGGCAUACUAUUGGCCUCAAUAUGCUCCAAUUACUUAUCGGGCCGAAAAUGACAUAAUGCUGUUUACUGUGUCCAAAUGCACAGGCCAUGCUGGGACUCGCAUUGGUUGGGCUCUUGUUAAAGAUGAAAAAGUUGCAAAAAGGAUGACAAAAUUCAUGGAGAUAGUUAGCAUUGGUGUCUCAAAGGAGUCACAGAUACGAGCUGCAAAGAUUAUGAACGCCAUUUCCGAUGGAUACGAGGACAAGGAGAAGUAUAACAACAACAAACUGCCCUUCUUUAAGUACGGGUACGAGGAAUUAGGAAGGCGGUGGGGAAAACUGAGAGCAGCUGUGAACAAUGGAAAAGUUUUCAGCCUACCCAACUUUCCUAUUGGGAAGUGCAACUUUAGUGGUCAUGAGUUUGAGACUCAACCAGCUUUUGCAUGGAUGAAAUGUGAGGGGGAAAUCAAUGAUUGUGAGGGCUUCCUUAAGAAGCACAAGAUCUUGAGCAGAGGCGGGAAGCAUUUCGGUUCCAGCUCAAAAUAUGUUAGGGUUAGUGUGAUCAGUCGGGAGGAUCAUUUCGAUGAAUUUAUAAGUAGAAUGGGCGUGAUCAACUCUUCGGGCAUGUAGUUCAAUCAACAACCGAUUUUCAGUAGCUAGCUGAUAGAUGAUGCCAAGUAGUUAGUGCAAAAGAGCAAAUCAGAUAUGGCUAUCUAGGCCAGGCCAGUACAUCACAUUGCCUGCAUGCUCGCUGUAAUCCAAUGAAAGAUGUUUAGGUAGGUGAUAAGUAGUUGCUUCAUUUCACAUUUAUACUUUACCACAUCUCCAGAGACUAUUCCAUUCUUCCUAAUUAUGCAUCUUAUAGUGUGUAUGCAUAAUAUAAGCAUGAUCACCGGUGUAAUCUCAUGUAUUAGUAAUAUACAGCUAAACUAUUUGAGGAACCGGUUGAUAUUUACAAGAAAAGUUUUCAACUGACUUAU